Colletotrichum truncatum is the source of this 2568-nucleotide messenger RNA. RefSeq lists its product as uncharacterized. NCBI's taxonomy places the organism in Eukaryota, Fungi, Ascomycota, Sordariomycetes, Glomerellales, Glomerellaceae. Gene Ontology annotation, biological process: small GTPase-mediated signal transduction. Gene Ontology annotation, molecular function: GTPase activator activity. The record is from RefSeq and is a predicted model, not a curated record. Gene Ontology annotation, cellular component: cytoplasm; plasma membrane; division septum.
AUGCCGGGCUUCGCAGAGUCCUUUUGGUCGAGCGACUAUGCUGCAGGACUGGGUGUCCUGUUUAGCAAGCUGCAGCAGGGCGUGCACGAGAACCGUCAAGUCCUAACCGUCGCCCGGAUGCGUGCCGAAGCCGAAGAGAUCUACAGUCAACGGCUGGGAGACAUCGCACCAGCUGCCGACAAAGUACAAGGUGGAUUCUCAAGAGAUGACGGUGCUAGCGUUCGCAAGGCCUACGAUGGUGUUCGAAUCGAGAUGGAAGAGGGUGCCAAGAACCACAAGAAGAUUGCCCAGAAUAUUCGAGACCUCGUUGUUAACCCCUUCUCCCGUUGGUGCGAUGCGCACGAAUCGCGCAUCCAGGAUUCUCAGGAUGAGCUCCAGGCUCGCAUCAAAGCGCACGACAGGCAAGCAGAACUAGUCAAGAAGCUCAGAAGCACCUACUUCAACAAGUGCCGGCUGGUCGAAGAUAUCGAAGAGGAAACCAAGUUGGGAUUCCAGGACCCUGAAACCAGCCCCAAGAACAACAUCCCCGAAAUCAAGGUCUCCGAGAACAAGGAACCCGAAAGGCAUGAAGCCGAGCAAGAGGAUGAACCCAUCGAAAUUGGCGAUGAGUUUUACAACCCUGAUCAAGUAAAGAAGAUUCUGGAGCACAUGCUGAACACAAUCAAGCUCGGAGAGACAAAGGUUCCCAUUAUCGGAACUUACCAGAACACCUCGGCCGGUUCAGAUAUCGUGGAAUACCUGCAAAAGCAUAUGAACACCAGCAGCGUCAGCUACGCAGAGAGAAUCGGACAAGACCUCAUCAGCAACGGAUUUUUGAGACUUAUUGGCAACGUCGGCAGCACUUUCGCAAACAGCUCCAAGAUGUUUUACCAGUGGCGGCCCAAGGCUUUCAAGACGGCUGGAGUUCCCGACAAGAAGCAACCCCUUGGUCGCACCUUUUCUCUUCCCGUUUCCGAGUCGUCGGAUUCGCCUGUCGUCGGAACCGUAAGCGAGUAUCUUGCCAACUGGAACGUCCUUAACAACGCCCACCCCAACGAGACUCCCGCCGAGCGACUGCGCCGCGAGGCUAGAGAGGCCGAUGACAAGUACAAGGCUGGUGUGCGGAAGCUGGACGAAAUGCGCUGCGAACUCGAGGAGACCAUUUUCCUGCACCUGCGCUUCUUGGAGCGUUGCGAGCUGGAUCGUCUCAAGGCCAUCAAGACUGUUAUCCUGGACUUUUCCGGAACCAUCAGCAACGUCAUUCCUAGCCUCCAGUCGGCCGUGGACAACAUGAUGCUCUUCCAAGAGACGGUCCAGCCUGCCGGAGACUUGAGAUAUCUGCUCGAGAACUACCGCACUGGCAGCUUCAUUCCGAAGGUCGUGGUCUACGAGAACUACUACAACAAGGUUGAUGAGCAGACUUUCGGCGUGGACCUUGAGGCGAGAGCGCGCGCGGAUAAGAAGCGCGUGCCCGUCAUUAUCACCACCAUCCUGACUUACCUUGACAACCACUACCCUGAUCUAGAAGGCGACGAGGCGAGACGCGGCGUCUGGCUGGUGGAUGUGCCUCUGCAACAGAUUCACAAGUUGCGCGCCAAGCUUAACGACGGCAAGCCUAUCUCGCCCGACGUGUUUGACGAGUUCGAUAUUCCAACUGUUGCAAGCUUGCUCAAGCUCUACCUUCUUGAACUACCUGAUUCCUUGGUCUCGUCUCAUGUGUAUGAGAUCAUCAGAACGAUUUACCAGACUCAGACCCAGGAUGACGAUGCUGCUCGUGUGCCUGUUCUUCAACAGACGCUGUCGCAGCUGAGACUUACUAAUAUUGCGACUCUUGACGCUUGCAUGAACCACUUUACCCGCCUAAUCGAUCUUACCUCGGCUGAUGAGACUUACAUCUCAACCCUGGCCACUACCCUGGCACCAUGCAUCCUCCGCCCUCGCACGGAGACUUCCCUUACGAUGGAGGAGAAGCAUGCCUACCGUCUCAUCCGGGAUUUGUUCGCUCACAAGGAUGCAAUCUUUAGUGAACUCAAGCGUAUGUCUACUUUGAACCACACUGGUUCGGUUAACCGCCCUCGUGCCAUCAGCACGGACGAGAGCAACCGGAGGGCGAACAUGGAGGAGCGGAAUAGAGCUCUGCUCGAAAAGGCCGCUGGCAGCCGUGGCCGCGCCACUAGCCCGGCUCCGAGCCCUCGUGGGCACAGACGCGACCGCAGCACUGGCGGCCCCGAAACCCGCUUCCCGAUCCAAACGAGCCCUCCCGGAACUGCCGUUGACCGCCAGCGUUCUAGCCUUGGCAGCGUCAUUGGUGCCAAGCGUUCAAGUCUUGAGGUUCCUGGCAGCGAGAACAGCUCACCGUCGGAGCCGGCCAACGGCACGGCGGCCCCGACCGCUGCCCCCGCCGCCGAGGGCGUUGCCGCAAGAAUUCAAGCCCUUGAGUCGCCAGUGGAGAAGCGCAACAGCUUGGGUCGCACUACGGCCAGAUAUUCUCUCGAGCGCCGGGUGCCGGUAGCUCCUAGUGCCGGAAGCGACAGCACCCCUUCGACGCCCCGCGGAGUGACGCUCGAGGACAAGCCAAUGAGUGAUUAA